Vicia villosa (hairy vetch) is the source of this 940-nucleotide messenger RNA. Its product is annotated as plastid division protein PDV1-like. Gene Ontology annotation, biological process: chloroplast fission. The transcript is spliced from 3 exons. NCBI's taxonomy places the organism in Eukaryota, Viridiplantae, Streptophyta, Magnoliopsida, Fabales, Fabaceae. The record is from RefSeq and is a predicted model, not a curated record. Bases 1 to 891 code for a protein of 296 amino acids.
AUGGCUGAAGGAAGGAAUGCUAACAUUGAUGUUGAGGUAGUGAUGAGGUGGACUGGUGCGAUUGGACAAACUCCACAAGAGAGUGUCGGUUAUGGAGGAAAGGAUGAGUUCCGUGCUUUUGGAGAUUUCCGAAGUGUUUGCUUGAAACCAGUAGAAGAUCUUUUGAAUGUUGUCUUGAAGACUAUCACGAAUUCCUCUCACAGUAAAACUGACGCAGUUGCCACCGAAAUGACACGCGACGGUGACGGUUUUGUUUUCGUGAAGGAUUUUCGGCCACAGAGUGAAGAUGGCGAUGACCCUGUUCGUGAAGCGAAGAGUCUUAAUGCUAUAAGGACGGCGCUCGAGAAUCUUGAAGACCCCAAAAAAUGGCUGCAACUGACUCCUACCAUUCAGACACAGCAGCGUGUUGAAAGAGAUGCUGCAAUUGCUCGCUUGGAACAGAGUAGAAUUGUUCUUGCAAUGAGACUGUCGGAACACCUUGGUAAAAAAUAUAAAGUCAUUGAAGAAGCUCUUGCUUUUGUUGGAGAUGUACAGGAUGCAAGCGGCCUUAUUUCACCUGAAGUUUUUGGACAACCAAAAUGUACAGCUGAGAAUUUUGUAGCUGAUAAAGGGAAGAGAUCUAAUAUACUCAUUAGUGCUUUUGUCUCGAGUUUCAAUUUUGUGAAGAAAUCUUUCGGGUUGGAUCAUAUGGGUGGAAUAGUGGGCAAUGCUGCUUUGGUUGUUGUUAGUAUGAUUGCUAUGCUUCAUUUACAUCAGGUAACUAACCAUGGACAUCCAUUUAGGGAAGAAAAUAGAAAUCACGGUAACAAAACUAUGAGAAGAGCAACUCAAUUGGAUUCUUCGUCUGGUGCCCAUUCCAGUAAUCUGGAUGUAUUGUUGGCUCGAGGUUAGGAUUUAACCUCGAUCAUUAUGGUGGAAUGAUGAGGGUUAUGCCUCUAGC